AUGAGGCACUUGUCUCCCUGGAAACCAUUUGCUAACCCCCGGGAUGCUGUCUUCCAGGCGAAGGAGGUGGAGGAGACCAUCGAGGGGAUGCUCCUGCGGCUGGAGGAGUUCUGCAGCCUGGCCGACAUGAUCAGGAGCGACACUUCGCAGAUCUUGGAGGAAAACAUCCCUCUCCUUAAGGCCAAGGUGAUGGAAAUGCGUGGCAUCUACGCCAAAGUGGACCGGCUGGAGGCCUUCGUCAAGAUGGUGGGACACCACGUCUCCUUCCUGGAGGACCAUGUGCUCCGGGCCGAGCGGCGCCACGGAGCCUUCUCACAGGCCCUGCGGAGGUGGGGGUGGCCGGGCCCCAGAGGGCUCCCCUCCUUCAGGAACAACCUGCCUAGGCCGGCGUCCCCGCCGUUUGAGCUGCCCGCGUUGUACAGGACCGAGGACUACUUUCCUGCGGCCGCCGGGGAGGCGGCGCCCCAGGCCCCCCAGGCCCCCCGCUGCCGUGGCCACCUGUGAGCUGGCGGGAGUGGCCCUCUGCGUGCGGGGCAGCCCCGGUUUCUUCUAUUUUUGUUGUCAUCGAUUUGUUUGCUGAAUCCCCCUCCUCCCCCCGCUUCGCGUGAGACCGAGGGGUCUGGAGAAGCAGCUGGACCCUGCGUGGCGAUGCCUCCGGGAGGAGCUGCUAAAUUAGGCUUUGUCCGCCGGUGGUUGGUGGUCAGGUGUGCCCGAGGGACAGCGGGACUUGCUCUCUAGAGGGUUUUGCACGGGAAUAUGGGAGAUUCACUGGGUGCACAGGGCUGUGGCUCCUGUCCCUCACUGUUGGCUGGCUUGUUGUGAGCCCAGUGCCCCCUGGCACGUGAAUUAUGUCAAUAAAGGUGUCAAGAGGU
Molecule: messenger RNA, 872 nt
Organism: Myotis davidii
Lineage: Eukaryota; Metazoa; Chordata; Mammalia; Chiroptera; Vespertilionidae
Gene: BCAS4
Product: breast carcinoma amplified sequence 4
Exons: 5
Coding region: 1-504 (167 amino acids)
Cellular component (GO): BLOC-1 complex
Source: RefSeq, a predicted model, not a curated record